AUGUCAAACCAGCAGGUAGACAUGGUUCUGUCAUUUUUUAUAGCCGAGGUGAGGAAUAAACAAGGAAAAGAAUAUUGCCCUAAGACAAUAUACGAGCUUGUCAUAGCACUCCAGCACUACCUUAGAUCUAAUGACAGGCAGGUAAACCUUCUAGAAAGUAGCGAUUUUGUAAAAAUGAGGUCGGUCUUAGAUUCAAGAAUGAAAGAUCUCUCAAGGCAAGGAUGGGGGCUUAAUAAAAAGCAAACUUUAAUUAUAAAUGCAGAACAGGAGGAUACACUGUGGGGAAAACGACUCCUUGGAAACGAUACACCUCAGAAACUUUUGGAUACCAUGGUCUUUUACAUGGGUUUGAACUUUGCAUUAAGAGCUGGCAUGGAGCAUAGGAAUCUGAGGAUCGGACCUUUGACUCAGAUUAAACUUCAUACCACCCCAACUGGACGUCGUUAUUUGGAAUACACAGAGGAUGUUUCGAAAACUUAUGCUGGUGGGCUGUACAAAAAGAAUGUGUCACCAAAAGUUACACGGGCAUACGAGAACGAUAACCAACCAGGGAGGUGUCUUGUGAAUCUUUACUUGGACUAUAUGAGCAAACGACCAGAAAAUGGAAAGUGUGAUGCGUUUUACUUGCGUCCUAGCAAGUCUGGUAAUGGUCCUGUUAGAGGAAAAUGUUUGAUGAUGCCCCUGUUGGAAUACAUAGUUUACAGCGUACUAUUGGUCGACUAUGUAAUGAUGCUG
Messenger RNA from Ruditapes philippinarum (Manila clam), 735 nucleotides. Its product is annotated as zinc finger MYM-type protein 2-like. The record is from RefSeq and is a predicted model, not a curated record. Lineage: Eukaryota; Metazoa; Mollusca; Bivalvia; Venerida; Veneridae. The transcript has 2 exons. The annotation marks the transcript as partial.